CCGAACUGCCGAACCGUCGGUUUCAAACCAGAGCCCAAUGGGGAGCCCCCAAAGCUUCGACCGCGCUGCGGCGCUCAAGGAGUUCGACGAGGCCAAGACCGGCGUCCGCGGCCUCGUUGAAUCUGGGAUCACCGCCGUGCCCGCCAUCUUCUGCCACCCCAUCCCCCGCCUCCGCCACUCCCCCUUGUCCUCCCCCAUCCUCUCCGUCCCCAUCAUCGAUCUCUCCGUCCCCCGAUCCUCCGCCGUCGCCCUCGCCACCGCGGCCUCCCGCGAAUUCGGCUUCUUCCAGGUCGUCAAUCAUGGAAUCCCCCUCUCCCUCCUUAGUCGCACCCUCUCGGCCGUCCGAUCCUUCCACGAGCUACCUCCUUCCGUCCGCUCCGCCUUCUACUCCCGCUCCACGAAAACUGGCGUCAACUACUCCUCAAACGUAGAUCUUUACCGAUCCACCGCCGCCAGCUGGCGAGAUACCCUCCGGAUGGUCAUGGGGCCGACCCGGCCCGACCCGGAGCGGAUCCCGCCGGUGUGCCGGGCGGAGCUGCUAGAGUGGGACGAGCACGUGGUGACGGUGGGGCGGGUGUUGAUGGGGCUUUUGGCGGAGGGAUUGGGGGUUGAUGCGGGAUCGCUAGAGGAGGCAACUUGCCUGGAGGGGAGAGUUAUGGUGUGCCAGUACUACCCGCCUUGCCCGGAGCCAGAGAUGACGACGGGAAUUGCGGAGCACACAGACCCAGGUGUUCUCACUGUGCUGUUGCAGGAUGACAUCGGUGGGCUGCAGGUAAAGCGGGAUUUGGAGGGAGGGGAGUCCGUGUGGGUGGAUGUGCAGCCGGUUCCGGGGGCGCUCGUCAUCAACGUCGGUGAUCUCCUGCAGAUCAUGUCCAAUGAUGAAUACAAGAGUGUGGAGCACAGGGUGUUAGCUAAUUCAAAUCAAGAACCCAGGGUCUCUAUUGCAACCUUCUUCAAACCAGGAGAUCGUGGGGACUCAAAAUUUUAUGGACCUUUACCUGAACUAAUGUUGGCCGAUAAGCCUCCUCACUAUAGAAACUUCACCUUGGAAGAAUUCAUGGGGACCUUCUUCAGUAAACAACUGCUCAGUAGAAGAUUGCCUAACCAUUUCAAGUUAUAGGCAGAUUGUUGUAACUAUUCAGAUUGUAUCAGCAAAUAAAUCACCUCAAUGUAGAAACUUCACCAUGUCAUAGUUCACUGAGACCUUCUUCAGUGGCCAAUUUCAAGUUAUAGCCUGAUAUCUGUAUGCUUAUUGAAUUCAGAAAUAAUGAUUGCGAUUGUUCA
This is a messenger RNA of Zingiber officinale, 1284 nucleotides long. RefSeq names its product 1-aminocyclopropane-1-carboxylate oxidase homolog 3-like. The record is from RefSeq and is a predicted model, not a curated record. Lineage: Eukaryota; Viridiplantae; Streptophyta; Magnoliopsida; Zingiberales; Zingiberaceae. The transcript is spliced from 2 exons. The coding region runs from base 38 to 1120 and encodes 360 amino acids.